CACAAUUCUUGAAGAAAAAGAGGGAAAAUGGAGAAGGGUAAUAAAAAUCACUUUGUACUAGUUCAUGGAGCUUGUCAUGGUGCAUGGUGUUGGUACAAAGUUGUGACAAUUCUAAGAAGUGAAGGACACAAAGUUAGUGUUCUUGACAUGGCUGCCUCUGGAAUUAAUCCAAAACAUGUUGAAGAUCUCAAUUCAAUGGCUGAUUACAAUGAACCAUUGAUGGAAUUUAUGAAUUCUUUGCCACAACAAGAAAGAGUUGUUUUAGUGGGACACAGCAUGGGUGGCAUCAACAUAUCUCUUGCCAUGGAAAAGUUCCCUCACAAGAUUGCUGUGGCUGUGUUUGUCUCAGCUUCUAUGCCUGGUCCUGACCUCAAUCUUGUAGCCGUUACCCAACAGUAUAGUCAACAAGUGGAAACACCUAUGGAUACUGAAUUUGUGUACAACAACGGACUGGAUAAAGGCCCAACCUCUGUCGUUUUAGGCCCUAAAGUUUUAGCAACCAUCUAUUAUCAAUUCUCCCCUCCUGAGGACUUAACUCUUGCAACAUAUUUGGUAAGACCCGUACCAUUGUUCGAUGAGUCAGUCCUAUUGACAAACACUACACUUUCAAAAGAGAAAUAUGGUAGUGUUCAUCGUGUUUAUGUUGUAUGUGACAAGGACAAAGUGCUCAAGGAAGAACAAUUUCAAAGGUGGUUGAUUAAGAAUAAUCCACCAAAUGAGGUCCAGAUGAUUCACGAUGCAGGCCACAUGGUCAUGUUCUCUAAACCUAGGGAGCUUUGUUCUUGUCUUGUUAUGAUUUCACAAAAGUAUCAUUGAUCUUUCACCUUGUUUAUCAGUGGCGUCGUCACAUAUAGUCAGUUGAACAUUCUUCGUGCAAAAAUUAUACGAUAUAAAAACAAUUUGAAGUAUAUGGAUCCUUAAUUACAUUCGUAUGUAUAUACAUAUAUUCUCUUGAACAUCAAUCCUUAAUGAAAUUUCGGAUACACUUAA
Solanum tuberosum (potato) is the source of this 990-nucleotide messenger RNA. RefSeq names its product methyl jasmonate esterase (gene MJE). Gene Ontology annotation, biological process: jasmonic acid metabolic process; salicylic acid metabolic process. NCBI's taxonomy places the organism in Eukaryota, Viridiplantae, Streptophyta, Magnoliopsida, Solanales, Solanaceae. The record is from RefSeq and is marked provisional. Gene Ontology annotation, molecular function: methyl salicylate esterase activity; methyl jasmonate esterase activity; methyl indole-3-acetate esterase activity.